UUCAUUGGUAUGGAAAUAAGCUUCAAGUCUAGGAAGAUUACUGUUUUUGAUUGUCGAACUCAUGAGAGUAAAAGUGACUUGGUGGAAACUCAUGUUAAGCCAAUUGCAGAGAUGAUAUCUUAUCUCUUAGGCACUGAAAGAAACAGAGGAACACUUGAUCUGUCUCCAUUUAAAGUCUUAUGCCCUAAGAAGUUCUUUCGUCGCAUUAAGAGUGAAGCAAACUGUGGAUUAUUCAUCCUCAAAAUGGUGGAAUGCCACUCAAUGGGCGUAGAAGAGAUGAUGAGUAAGCUUCAAGAAGAGGUUUCAGAAGAUAUUAGAGCCAAGUUAUGUUUUGAUAUCUAUCAUGAUAUCAUUCUUAAGAAGAUUGAGAUGUUUAGAGGUUGAUUUUUUGUUUUCAGAUGGUAGACUUUUCUUUGGAUUUAUAAGUUUACAAUGGAUUUAUUGGAAUCAUAUGUUGUG
This is a messenger RNA of Camelina sativa (false flax), 459 nucleotides long. NCBI's taxonomy places the organism in Eukaryota, Viridiplantae, Streptophyta, Magnoliopsida, Brassicales, Brassicaceae. The record is from RefSeq and is a predicted model, not a curated record.